Artibeus jamaicensis (Jamaican fruit-eating bat) is the source of this 4579-nucleotide messenger RNA. RefSeq names its product coiled-coil domain containing 170 (gene CCDC170). The transcript has 12 exons. Lineage: Eukaryota; Metazoa; Chordata; Mammalia; Chiroptera; Phyllostomidae. Gene Ontology annotation, biological process: microtubule cytoskeleton organization. The record is from RefSeq and is a predicted model, not a curated record. Gene Ontology annotation, cellular component: Golgi apparatus. Gene Ontology annotation, molecular function: microtubule binding. The coding region runs from base 26 to 2512 and encodes 828 amino acids.
CACGUGUGCUUCAUAAUUAGAUGCUAUGGCUGUUACAGUUGCCCGCAGUGUUGAGAAAGCUAAAGAAGCCCCAUCGGGACCGGCUACGCAGCUGGGGGAGCCCACACCAGAUGCAGACGCGCGCUUCGCUCAGAAAUCGGGAAGAAUUUCAAGCCUGGGACAGCAGAGCAGUGAUCGACCGCGGGGGCCCUCGGGCCACCGCCAGGGCUGCGCGCCUGCGAAGCUGGCCCUGGAGCUGGAAGCAGAAGCGUUCCCACGCAGAGACGCGCCGCCAGUUCCCGGAGCAGCAGCCUCGCUCUCCGCGGUCAGGUCUGCAGCGCGCUGCCCCGGGCUCCGAGCCAGGAUGAGCCGCCGUGCCGCAUCCGGCCGCCCCAGGCGCCUGGACCGCACCAGCGGUGCCCCGUCGCCCGCGCCCGAGGAAAUUUACGAUCAUCUUUUGGAAGCCCCAGUCACGCGGGAGCAAUUAAACCACUAUCGGAAUGUGGCUGAAAACGCCCGAAGUGAUCUUGCAGCAACUCUGGUCAAAUUUGAAUGUGCUCAGUCGGAGCUUCGAGAACUCCAAUCCAAAAUGCUUGCUAAAGAAGUUUCCUGUCAAGAAUUGAAAGCUGAAAUGGAGAAGUACAAAGAGAACAAUGCCAGAAAAUCAUCUCUUCUCACGUCUUUGAGAGACAGAGUUCAGGAGCUGGAGGAAGAAUCAGCAAUGCUUUCCACGUCUAAAAUGAGGAAAGAAAUCACAGCUCACACUGCAAUCAAGGAGAACCAGGAGUUAAAGAAGAAGGUUGUAGAACUAGAUGAGAAAUUACAAAAGUGUUUCAAAGAAAAUGAGGAGACCAGGAAUCAAGUCUCAAAGAACUGCAGAGAACAUGAGGAAUUUCUAGCUCAACUUCGUGACUGUUUAGGUCCAGACGAGAAGAAUGAAGAGAUGUCAGAUACAGAUUUAAUUCCCAAGCUCAGGGAGCUGUGCAAGGAAAAUGCCCUCGGGAAAGGGCGAAUUGCCGCUCUCGAAGAGACCGUGAACGUCCAUGAGGUGGAGGCAAAAGCCAACCGAGAAACGAUCAUGAGGCUGGUUUCCGAAGUAAACAGAGAGCAGGAAAACUCCGCCUCCUGCGCUGAAGAGAAGGACAAGCUGAACCAGGACUUGCUCAGUGCCAUAGAGGCAAAAGAAGCCCUGGAAAGGGAAGUUAAAAUCUUCCGAGAGAGGCUGCUUGCUGGCCAGCGGGCCUGGGAUGCCUCGAAGCAGGAGCUGAGCCUCUUGAAGACAAGCUCUCUCGAGUUGGAGAAAAGUUGGAAGGCCAGUCUGGAGGCAGCCUCAGCCUCCCAAAGCCAGUACACCUCGUUUAGGGAGAGAAUUGCAGCAGCCCUCCUUAGGGGCUGCGGGGGCACCACUGGGUCCACGGAGGAGGCCAUUUUGGAGAAGAUUCAAGAAAUGGGCAGCAAGGAAGAAAGCCAGAAAAGGAUGGUUUCCCAGCUUGAAGCCCAAGUAUCUGAGCUUGUUGAACAGUUGGAAGAGGAGUCUGGGUUUCACCAGAAAGCCCUGCAGAGAGCCCAGAAAGCAGAACGCGAGUUGGAGACCCUUCAGGGUCAGCUGACACACCUGGAGGGGGAGCUGGUGUCUGGAGAUGUUUUGCGAGACAACUUGAAUUUUGAGAAACAAAAAUAUCUUAAAUUUCUGGAUCAGCUCUCACAGAAAAUGAAAUUGAACCAGAUGGCUGCUGAACUCGGCUUUGACAUGCGUCUGGAUGUAGUUUUAGCUCGCACGGAACAGCUGGUACGCCUUGAGAGCAACGCUGUCAUUGAAAACAAGACCAUGGCCUACAAUUUACAGAGAAAGCUCAAGACUCAGAAGGAAAGACUGGAGAGCAACAAACUGCACGUGAACCUCCUGCGGCAGAAGAUAGCCCAGCUGGAGCAGGAGAAGCGGGGGCGGACAGCCCUGGCUGCAGAGAGGGAGGAGGCCGCUGUCACCAUCCAGAGGUUGCAGAAGAAGGUGGAGAGGCUGCAGAAGGAGCUGAGCGUGUGUCGAGAAUCGAACAUUGAGCUCAAAGCCAAACUGGCUGACACCAAUGAGCUGAAGAUUGAAACUUUGGAACAGACCAAGGCCAUCGAAGACCUAAAUAAAUCCAGAGACAAACUGGAGAAGAUGAAGGCGGAAGCUGAGAAAAAGCUGUUGUCGGUCCAGUCAGAACUGCAUGCGGCAGAGCGUGCAGCCAAGGAGGACAAAGAGAGGGCCAGCAACGUGAUGGAGGUGGUAACCAGGGAGGUGAGGACCCUGAACAAGUCUCUGGAAGAAGCAGAGAAGAGAGAAAAGCAGCUGGUGGACUUUAGGGAGGUGGUUUCCCAGAUGCUGGGCUUGAACAUGACCAGCCUUGCUCUUCCUGACUAUGAAAUCAUCAAAUGUCUUGAAAGACUGAUCCAUUCCCACCAGCAUCACUUUGUCACCUGUGCCUGCUUCAAAGAUGUGACCACCAGGCAAGAUAGACACCUGCAAGGCCACUUAAAACUUCUUCACUGAACACAGUAUCUCUUAAAGGAUAUGGAGUUAAGAGAUGGGACCCGACACUCGAGUUAACAAACCCUCCAAACCUUUGCAAUUUGAUCAGCAGGUGAAUGUUGUGCACUUUGAUAAUAGAGCGAGACUCCAUCAUCGGCAACAAAGAAUCUCAAAGGUAGAUACAUGUUCGGUACGAGACAUACCCGUUACUUCAUUUGCUGGCACUUUGGGACCCAGAAGAAUCCCACUAGAUCGCGUAUCUGAAAUGGGAGAUGUUGGGGGGGCGCUUAACAUUUAUGGGCUAUCUGUUGUGAGCCAGGGGCUCUACUACCCAAUUUAAUUCUCGUAAUGACCACGUGGAGAAGCUUUAAUGAUUUUACUUUGCAACCUCUCUGAGGCUUGGAGAGAGGGUGCAGUUGGUCGGUGACAGACCAGGAUACACACCGUGCUGACUCUGUAUCAAAGGCCAUGUCUUCCCUGCUACUCCACCAUCCUUGGUUUCUCCUGCGUCUUGUGUUGCGGGUGAAAAUUGCUCGCAUAAAGGAAGGAAGAUAUCCGUACAGCCAAGAAUCGAAGGCCAAAAGUAACUGAGAUUUCUGAGUGUAACCUGUAUGAAUUUUUUAAAAAGCAGCACACCUAAUUAUUCGGAUUAACACGCAUGGUCUAAGGUCCUAUAAGAAACGGACCCUUUUCAAAUGUUGCUGCCAGAUUGCGUUGGGUGGUAACUUCUAAUGUCUGACCGAGGCUGAUGCCAGCUCUAUAGAAAUGGAGCCGCUAACAUGAAAUCUCUAAGACGAAGACAGCCCAUGCACCUCUGUUCACCAAUAUAUCAAAUGCACUCACAGCGAGGGUACUGUUUCAAAAAUCAGGGUUUUAUUAUGACUUUCUCUCACUUUCUGCCUUCCUCGUAAAAUUCUAUUUCACAGGUAUUUUUCAGGAAGUCCUAUUUUUAACUUCCAAGGGAAAAUUGUGUUCUUUUGGGCGAUUCUCUUAUUUCUGCUGUAGGAAAUUAUUUUUCAGUCCCUGAAAAAAGUAUUGGUGUCUAAUUAAAGGAGAGGGGAUCUAGAUUACAAUGAAACAGAAGAAAAUGAAAACUCUAGAAGAGAGGACAUGAGUUUGACACUUGCAGGUUGAGCGAUCGGCCACACACAGGGAGAGUGACCAAGGAUGGCCACGGCGGUGGGUCACCUCUGCCUGGCUUCUCCUUCCUGAGCAAGGACAGGGUGAAGGAGCGUUUCACAACUGAGUGGACCCUCCCACCUGGCCCUGACUGGGGCAGGAACUAGGUCUGCCACUUGCAGGAGGGGCAGCCUUGGAUUUUCCCUGGGGGAAGCCCUGCAGGCUCUGGAGGUUCCCUCGCCACCUCCAAAUGCAGUGGCUGCUGCUGCAGACCCACACUCGGCCGGAGUGGAGGGGGUGGCUUCACCUUUGCAUCCCGGGAGGGAGCGGUUGCUGAGAGGCUCUGCUCAGCCCAGGCCAUUGAAAGCAGUCACGGGGGGGGGGGGGGACAUAUGUCGGGGGGAGGAUUGUUUCUGUACAUUCUCUAAACACAGGCUUUAAUACCUUUUUAUUUUCUCUGUAAGUUUACUUUUCACAUUAUUUGAAAAUACAUUUAGCAGCAUCACUUUAAAGACAUAAGCUGUUAUGUUAUUUUUCCAUUUUGGUUUAUCAUUACUUAUAUUUCUACAUUUUUACAAGAAUAAAAGUGGCCCAUAAUUAUUAGUUCUGUGCUUUCUCUUUAUUAUACGAAAUUACAUUCCAUUUAUCUGAAUACAAGUUUAUGUAAUAUUCCUAAUAUAUGACUCACACAUAUAGGCAGUCAUGUUUAACACAUAUAGACAUAUUAAAAAUUAUUGAAUGUAAUCCUCAGCAAUUCCCAGUAGGAAAAGUAUAUGGGCUAAGGAAAAGAAAUUGUGUCCAUGUAUAUAAUCCAUAUGCACAUCAAUCAUUUGUCCUUUGGACACAGUGAAAAUUCCUUUAAUAAAGCCAUUUCUGUCCUUGUUAAAUCGCCCGUUGGUUGUUGGCUUCGUCUCUGCAUUCGUUCCAGAGCUGGCAGGUCAGCUCCAUGUUUCUGUGUCAGGUUUCAUU